AAGAAAAGAAAAAAGAAAAAUCACUGUAUUUUUCUCAAAAAGGCAAAAAACAUAGAAGGAAAAAGCAUACUCGAUAAGGCUUAUCUAAAUCUCGAUCGAAGCUCUAACUUCAUCUGAAAUUUUGUCUGCAUGAUUUUGUGCGGGAGUCGUUUGAUUGGGGAUUGCUCUGUUUUUCUCUGUUUUAUUUUUGUCCAUUUUUGUAGGCGGAAUUUGAAAACUUUUGACCGUCGAUUCAGCCAAAACUGAUGAACUCUGAAUUCAGGCUAUGAAAUGAGAAGCGAUAGGGAGUUGAAGCAUCUUUACCGAGCAGGCUUACCUUCGAUUUUGAUCCGAUAGUUUUUUUGCGGUGGAAGGAGUAAUUCGAUGAAUAUUGAUGCUAACGUAGAAAAGAACUCGCUGAAUGAGGAGGAUGGGAUUGCAGAUAAAAUUGCGAGUGAGAGACGUAGUUUCAUUCAGGUUAAUGAGUUGAAGGUUGACUCAGUCAACCAAGCUGAGAAGCAUGGAUCAACUAGUGGAUUGCAAGCUCCGAGUAUUCUGCAAGUGCAGAAGCAACAACAGAAUCAGAGGACAUUAUUUUGCUGGGAGAGGUUUCUUCAUGUGAGAACCAUCCGGGUCCUUCUGGUGGAGGACGAUGAUUCGACGCGCCAUGUACUCACUGCUCUGCUCAGAAACUGCAACUAUGAAGUACUAGACGCAGCUAAUGGACUGCAAGCAUGGAAGAUUUUAGAAGAUCUAACCAACCACAUCGACAUUGUUUUAACGGAGGUGGUAAUGCCUUCUCUAUCUGGAAUAGGUCUUCUAUCCAAGAUAACGAGCCACACAGCACGCAAUAACAUUCCGGUGAUUAUGAUGUCAUCUCAUGAUUCAAUGGGUUUGGUCUUCAAGUGUCUCUCCAAAGGUGCAGUUGACUUCUUGGUUAAACCUAUAAGGAAGAAUGAGCUUAAGAACCUUUGGCAGCAUGUAUGGAGGAGAUGCCACAGCUCUAGUGGAAGCGGGAGCGUAAGUGGGACACAUCCUCAAAAGUCUGUGAAAUCUAAAUGUAGCGAGGGAUCAGGUAACAAUGCAAGCGAUGGUGGAGAAAAUGAUGCAAGCAAUGGCUUAAAUGUUGGAGAUGGAAGUGAUGAUGGGAGUGGAGCACAGAGCUCUUGGACAAAGCAAGCUGUAGAAGUUGACAGCUCUCAAGCUCUAUCUCCAGUGGAUCAAGUAGCUGAACGCGCAGACAGCACAUGUGCCCAAGUUAUUCGAUCAAAUGCCGAGCAAUCUGACUACAGAAAGGUGCAAGUUAGUGUAGUAGGGGAAGGCCAUGGACAGAAACAUCCUGACACUGUUGAAGAGGGCAAUUACUUGGAUACAAUUGUGAAUAGAGGUGUUGAACUUAAAUCGGAAGAUCAUGUGGAGGGACAAGCCAAUCCCUCUGGUAGAGAAUCCGAGUGUACUAGAGAAGUGGUGGCAUACAAGUUGGACCUCAACAAUAAUGCUAGUGAUGAUUGUAACGAGCCAAACCUUGAGCUUUGCUUAAAGAGAAUCAGAGGAGUUCAGGACACAGGGAGAUCUGUUCUAGACGAUAGUUAUGUGUUGCGCCGUUCUGAACAAUCAGCUUUCUCAAGGUACAACACCUCCAUAAAUAUUUCCAGAGCUCCUAAUGGAGUCAACAUCAGCAAUUCCGUACUUGACAAUAGCAUGGACGUGCCGAAAAGGGAGUCUGUUGGUGACAUGCAGGUGUAUUCGACUGACCAUAUUGUACACCAAAGUUCUAAUGUAGAUAUGGGCUCCACCGCUAAUAAGCUUCCUAAAGAUAAAUCUGAAGCUACAUCGACAACUAACGAUGUCCACCCUUCUGCUUUUAGAUCUAUAAAAAAGGACUUUAGAUACAGUAAAAAUCAGGACAUUCCUCUGCCUAGUGGAAUGCAAUCUACAGACUUAUGUCAAAUUAACCAAAAUUAUCACCACCACCACUACAAUUUCCACAUUGAAAAUCAACCUUCGUCCAACUAUGAUGAAUCGUCCUUAAAGAAAUUGGCUGUAGAUGCUCCACAUUGUGGAUCAACAAAUGUUUUUGGUGGAAGUGCCUCAGGGAGUAAUCAUGAAAGUAACGGACAGAACGGAAGCAGCACCGUCAUUAAUGUAGGGAACAAUGCAGAAAGUGGUGUUGGUCAAGCUGGAAAAAGUGGAAGUGGAGAUGCUAGCGACAGUGGUAGUGGAAAUAAAGCAGAUGCUAGCGGCAGUGGUAGUGGUAAUGGAGACAAAUUCGCACAGCGAGCAGCUGCUUUAAUCAAGUUUCGCCUGAAGAGGAAGGAAAGAUGCUUUAAGAAAAAGGUACGAUAUCAGAACAGAAAGAAAUUAGCAGAACAGAGGCCCCGUGUUCGAGGACAAUUCGUAAAGCAAACAGGGACUGAAAGUUCAGGCAAAACUGGAGACGAGUAAUCCGACUCUUCUACUAAUAGCCCUCAUCUUUUCUCUAUUGAAUUAGACAACUGUUAAUGCAGACGGAGUAAGGUCCGAACGUUCUCGUGGUUUAUAUUAUGGUAAUUGUUAAAUUUUAUCUUCGGUGUUAGCGUACAACGAACGUUUAUAACACGAAACAUAAUAGUCUUAGUUUCGAAAAGUUUGCGUCUGAAAUUAAUGUAACUAUACUGAUCAUGUUGUGAUGUAUGAUAAAUGUGUUUUCCAAUC
Molecule: messenger RNA, 2673 nt
Organism: Erythranthe guttata (spotted monkey flower)
Lineage: Eukaryota; Viridiplantae; Streptophyta; Magnoliopsida; Lamiales; Phrymaceae
Product: two-component response regulator-like APRR7
Biological process (GO): phosphorelay signal transduction system; cytokinin-activated signaling pathway
Molecular function (GO): protein binding
Source: RefSeq, a predicted model, not a curated record